Messenger RNA from Lytechinus variegatus (green sea urchin), 5221 nucleotides. RefSeq names its product zinc finger protein 721-like. Lineage: Eukaryota; Metazoa; Echinodermata; Echinoidea; Temnopleuroida; Toxopneustidae. Gene Ontology annotation, cellular component: nucleus. Gene Ontology annotation, biological process: regulation of transcription by RNA polymerase II. Bases 142 to 4701 code for a protein of 1519 amino acids. Gene Ontology annotation, molecular function: RNA polymerase II cis-regulatory region sequence-specific DNA binding; DNA-binding transcription factor activity, RNA polymerase II-specific. The transcript is spliced from 11 exons. The record is from RefSeq and is a predicted model, not a curated record.
GCCGGUCUCGCAUGAUCAGAUCUGCAGAGCGUGCGUGUGGCCGGUUUAAGGAACCCAUCAUGGACGCCAAUCACUUUUCCCCUAGGCUGCACCUGCGAUAAACAUGUAAACGCCCGAUUUUCAAAAUUAUUGGAGUCUGUCAUGGCCGAAAGAAGAAAACUCGGGCGUCCUUCAUUUUCUCCAACGAGAAAAGAAGCAUUUAGAAAGGAUUCCAACAUGUCCAAGAAGAUGUUUAGAGAUAAAAAGCGCCAGAAGCGAGAUGAGGCUUUGUCUACCGUCGUGCCACCGACCGCAACCCGCUACAAACACAUUCGCGUUACAACUGCUACGUUCUGGCGAUGGCGAUCACUUGCUCAAGAGCUUGGGCUGGAUGGAGACGAACAGAUGGCUUCAUUUCUGUUAAACACGUACUAUGAGCGGGCAGUGGAAGCUGCUUCUCAAGAACAGAGACAAGAUAUUCCCCCAAAUUCUGAAGAAUCAAGACAAAUAGUAGAGACUUCCAUGUUCCCAGAUGAUGAGCAAGGCACUGAGACAGACGCCAUCGGAUCUACAAGUACAACACUGCCAAUGCAAGCUACGCAAGAUGGCAGCAUUGGCCUGCUUCUGACAGAGCCCCCUCCAGAUUCCAUGAAGGAACAGGUGGAAGAUGACUGGAGAGGUGGUGAUGGGGACAAGACUAAUGAUGGUGGUGAGAUGGUGUUAGAAGGGAAGUUCACCUGCCUUAUUAAGACGGAACCUCACGAGAGUGGUGAAGAAUCCAAUGAACAAGAAGCACUACCAUCCGUCAGCCAACAAGGAGACAGCUUGGCAGGAGAUGAUAGGAAGGAGAUUGAAGAAGUGGAGUUCAAAUGUCUUAUCAAAGAAGAACCGGAUGAUGGUGAACACAACCAACCAUCCUGCAGCCAGCAAGGUGGGAAUUCAAGCAAGCAGAGCUCCUGUCAAGAGAUAGGGAACACUCAGAUAAUAUCAGGUGAUACAUCACAUGACAGAUCACAUGGGAGGCAUCUCCCAGGUGACCACCCUUUACAAGGAACCCUUUCCCAUUCAUCUCCCAGAGGCAAUUGCUCAAGUGGGAAUGUAGGCAAACAUAGCUCCUGUCAACAAAAGGCGAAUACUCAGAUAAUAUCAGGUGAUUCAUCACAUGACAGAUCACAUGGGAAACAUCUCCCAGGUGACUACCCUUUACAAGGAGCCCCUUCCCAUUCAUCUCCCAGAGGCAAUCGCUCAAGUUGGGAUUCAAGAAAGCAGAGCUCAUAUCAAAGAGAGGCUCAGGAAAUAUCACAUGACAGAUCACAUGAACGUCCUCCACAGGAUUUCCCAAUCCCAGCUGUUCUAGGAAACCAUUCUGAUCUAUCUACCAGAGGCAAUUACUCGAGUGGUGAUUCAAGAGGGCAGCGCUCACAUCAUAAGGAAAGCGCACUGAUAAUUUCAGGUGAUCCGUCAGUUGACACAUCACAUGACGGACCACGUGGGGAACAUCUUCCAGAGGAUUUCCCAAUCCAAACUAUUCUAGGAAACCUUGCUGGGCUAUCUGCCAGAGGCAGUUACUCAGGUGAGUAUGAUUCUCAUCUCUUACCAAACCAAGGAAAUUAUGCAACCGACAGUGCUACCAUGUCCGAUGACCAUGAGGAAGAAAGAUUGAAUCUGAAAACAGAUAAUGCAAUGGGACUGGGUGAGAAGUGUGAAACUGCCUAUUCAAAGCAGAAAUCUUCCCAGAUUUCAUCAACAAGAACCAAUCAAUCAAACCCUUGCAUCAAUUCUGCUGGAGAACAGCUGUUCACCUGUUCAGUAUGCCAGAAAGGAUAUAAUCGUAAGCACAAUUUGUACAGGCACAUGAGACUCCACUCAGGGGACAGGCCUCACGAGUGCACCUACUGCAAGAAACGAUUUUGGCAAAGCAGCGAGUUGAAGGGACACCUUCGAAUCCAUACCGGACAGAAACCGUAUUCGUGUUCAGUCUGCGACAGACAGUUCCGCUUUUCGUCUAAUCUCAAUAAACAUAUGGCAGUUCAUCUUCGUAAGAGGAGGAAAUAUCAAUGUGCAUUCUGCGAUGAGGGAUUUUCAACGAGAGCUCUGCGAGACGCCCACAUUGCAUCAGCUCAUCCAAGUGGUGAUUCAAGAGGGCAGCGCUCACAUCAUAAGGAAAGCGCACUGAUAAUUUCAGGUGAUCCGUCAGUUGACACAUCACAUGACGGACCACGUGGGGAACAUCUUCCAGAGGAUUUCCCAAUCCAAACUAUUCUAGGAAACCUUGCUGGGCUAUCUGCCAGAGGCAGUUACUCAGGUGAGUAUGAUUCUCAUCUCUUACCAAACCAAGGAAAUUAUGCAACCGACAGUGCUACCAUGUCCGAUGACCAUGAGGAAGAAAGAUUGAAUCUGAAAACAGAUAAUGCAAUGGGACUGGGUGAGAAGUGUGAAACUGCCUAUUCAAAGCAGAAAUCUUCCCAGAUUUCAUCAACAAGAACCAAUCAAUCAAACCCUUGCAUCAAUUCUGCUGGAGAACAGCUGUUCACCUGUUCAGUAUGCCAGAAAGGAUAUAAUCGUAAGCACAAUUUGUACAGGCACAUGAGACUCCACUCAGGGGACAGGCCUCACGAGUGCACCUACUGCAAGAAACGAUUUUGGCAAAGCAGCGAGUUGAAGGGACACCUUCGAAUCCAUACCGGACAGAAACCGUAUUCGUGUUCAGUCUGCGACAAACAGUUCCGCUUUUCGUCUAAUCUCAAUAAACAUAUGGCAGUUCAUCUUCGUAAGAGGAGGAAAUAUCAAUGUGCAUUCUGCGAUGAGGGAUUUUCAACGAGAGCUCUGCGAGACGCCCACAUUGCAUCAGCUCAUCCAAGUGGUGAUUCAAGAGGGCAGCGCUCACAUCAUAAGGAAAGCGCACUGACAAUGUCCGGUGAUCCAUCAGGUGACACAUCACAUGACAGACCACGUGGGGAACAUCUUCCAGAGGAUUUCCCAAUCCAAACUGUUCUAGGAAACCUUGCUGGGCUAUCUGCCAGAGGCAGUUACUCGGGUGAGUAUGAUUCUCAUCUCUUACCAAACCAAGGAAAUUAUGCAACCGACAGUGCUACCAUGUCCGAUGACCAUGAAGAAGAAAGAUUGAAUCUGAAAACAGAUGCAAUAGGACUGGGUGAGAAGUGUGAAACUGCCUCUUCAAAGCAGAAAUCUUCCCAGAUUUCAUCAACAAGAACCAAACAAUCAAACCCUUGCAUCAAUUCUGCUGGAGAACAGCUGUUCACCUGUUCAGUAUGCCAGAAAGGAUAUAAUCGUAAGCACAAUUUGUACAGGCACAUGAGACUCCACUCAGGGGAGAGGCCUCACGAGUGCACCUACUGCAAGAAACGAUUUUGGCAAAGCAGCGAGUUGAAGAGACACCUUCGAAUCCAUACCGGACAGAAACCGUAUUCGUGUUCAGUCUGCGACAAACAGUUCCGCUUUUCGUCUAAUCUCAAGAAACAUAUGGCAGUUCAUCUUCGUAAGAGGAGGAAGUAUCAAUGUGCAUUCUGCGACGAGGGAUUUUCAACGAGAGCUCUGCGAGACGCCCACAGUGCAUCAGCUCAUCCAAGUGGUGAUUCAAGAGGGCAGAGCUCACAUCAUAAGGAAAGUGCACUGAAAAUGUCAGGUGAUCCAUCAGGUGACACAUCACAUGAUGGACCACGUGGGGAACAUCUUCCAGAGGAUUUCCCAAUCCAAACUGUUCUAGGAAACCUUGCUGGGCUAUCUACCAGAGGCAGUUUCUCAAGUGAGUAUGGUGCUCAUCUCUUACCAAACCAAGGAGAUUAUUCUCAAUGGCAGAGUCCUACCAUGUCGGAUGACCAUAAAGAAGGAAGAUUGGAUCUGAAAACAGACAAUGCAAGGGAAUUGGAUGAGAAGUCUUCCAAUGUCUCGUCAACAAGCACCAACCAAACAAACCUUUGCAUCAAUCAACAGCUUUUUACCUGUUCAGUUUGCCAGAAAGGAUAUAAUCGUAAGCACAAUUUGUACAGGCACAUGAGACUCCACUCGGGGGAGAGGCCUCACGAGUGCACCUACUGCAAAAAACGAUUUUGGCAAAGCAGCGAGUUGAAGAGACACCUCCGAAUCCAUACCGGACAGAAACCGUAUUCGUGUUCAGUCUGUGACAAACAGUUUCGCGAUACCUCUAAUCUCAAGGUACAUAUGGCUGUUCAUCUUCGUAAGAAGAAGAAGUAUCAAUGUUCAUUCUGCGAUGAGGGAUUUUCAACGAGAGCUCUGCGAGAUACCCACAGUGCAUCAGCUCAUCCAAGUGAGAAACCGUUUCAUUGCAUGGAGUGUGAUAUGAGAUUUUGCCGUCGUGGUUCGCUCCAGGUGCAUAUUUGGAGAACCCAUACAGCCCGAGACAAACCGCACGUGUGCUCAUUUUGUAACAAAGCAUUUUCGCAUUUGUGUUUCCUCACAACACACAAAAGAAUCCACACGGGUGAGAAGCCCUAUGAAUGUACAGUCUGUGGCGACAGAUUUUCCUUCCAUACCCAACUUGCGGAUCACAAAGCAAAGCACACGGGAGUCAAGCCGUAUUCGUGCUCCAUCUGUGAGAAAAGGUUUUGGAGGAAAAGUUGUUUGAAUAGACACCAGAGGACCCAUACAGGAAAGAAGCCCUUUCAGUGUCCUGAAUGUAAAAAGGGCUUUGCGGAAAAGAGUACUCUUAUUAAGCAUUUGAAUACACACCCAAAUUUGUAAAUUUCUUGACUUAUGAACUUGUGAUUGAUUUGCCGAAAAGCGAUGAAAGUUCGGGUGUUCCUUUUCAGGACCAACUAUUGCUCAAGAAAGAGUUUUGAUGGUCCUUUUCAGGACCAACAAUUUCCCAAGAAAGAUCCAUGGUGUACCAUGAAGCCUACUACACUAUUCUUCUUCACCAUGGACACUUUCAGUAGUUACACUUUACUGCCACCUCCUGAAUAAGCAUAAAUUGAAUUUAUUGAUAAACUUGACUUGACAUGAACAGUUUGUUCUGUAAUAUAUAAGAUGAUAACAUGUAUGAUAGCAAGGAAAAUCAUACUGAAUGCUUAUUAUCAUUUCGCAGAUGUUCAAAGAUGACAGAUUUGUGCUGCAUUUCCAAUAGCAUCAUAAAUCAUGAUUCAGAGAAAAUCACAAACAAAAAAUAUGUCAAGUGUAAAAGAGAAAAUAUUUUUCUCCAGAGUCAUCAGAAAUUACCCCAAGUAGCAACUAUGAUUUAAUAAAUGAACAAAGCAUUUUGAUC